This is a messenger RNA of Elephantulus edwardii (Cape elephant shrew), 3342 nucleotides long. RefSeq names its product EPH receptor A1 (gene EPHA1). Bases 1 to 3342 code for a protein of 1113 amino acids. The record is from RefSeq and is a predicted model, not a curated record. Gene Ontology annotation, biological process: cell surface receptor protein tyrosine kinase signaling pathway; axon guidance; protein phosphorylation. NCBI's taxonomy places the organism in Eukaryota, Metazoa, Chordata, Mammalia, Macroscelidea, Macroscelididae. The transcript is spliced from 20 exons. Gene Ontology annotation, molecular function: transmembrane-ephrin receptor activity; protein binding; ATP binding. Gene Ontology annotation, cellular component: plasma membrane; neuron projection.
AUGAGCCUACUCAGCGCAGAGGCACCCAACAAUACCACCACCCAUAUGGUGCAGCCUCUGCUCAGAUCUCCCGAGGAGCCCUCGUGUGACUCCGCACAACCCUGGAGGACUGAACCCCCUGACAAGUUCUGCCCACACCUGCCUUUUGCCCUGCACCCCAGCAGCACCGGCCCACUUUCCAGCCCCCAGCGCCCCUGGGGCGCCCUGUCUGUGGUGCUCGUCUUUCCCAAUCCUUGCCACUGGGAAUCCAGGUUACAGGGCCCCUCCAGGAAGAAUCCUCAGCUGACCCCAUCCCCUGCCACCUGGCCAGGGCUAGUAGGCCCUGAAGAGGCGAUGCAGGUGGAGCCACAGGUAGACCUAGGUCAAAAGCGCACCAGGAUGGGUCAGGCGAGAGCACACGAGGACCGGGGUGUCCGUCCGAGUCCUGCCCACCAGGCGGCGCCCGCAGCCUCGCUCUCACGAGCCGCCCCCAGCGGGAAGCUUGCUACCUGGCCGGCAGUGACUCUGAUGGACACCAGCACGGCUGAGGGGGAGCUGGGCUGGCUGCUGGACCCCCCAGAGAAUGGGUGGAACGAGGUGCAGCAAAUGCUCAACGGGACGCCGCUGUACAUGUACCAGGACUGCCCGCUGGAGGACAGCGGCGACGCCGACCACUGGCUGCGCACCAACUGGAUCUACCGUGGCGAGGCCACAGCCCGCGUGCACGUGGAGCUACGCUUUACGGUCCGAGACUGCAAGAGCUUCCCACGCGGCUCAGGGCCGGCCAGCUGCAAGGAGACCUUCAGCCUGUUCUACAUGGAGAGUGACCAGGACGUGGGCAUCCAGCUCCGCCGGACCAUGUUCCAGAAGGUGACCACGGUGGCCGCAGACCAGAGCUUCACCAGCCGGGAUGUGGCAUUGGGCGCCAUGAAGCUCAACGUGGAGCGCUGCUCACUGGGCCGCCUGGCUCGCCGUGGCCUCUACCUGGCCUUCCACAACCCCGGGGCCUGUGUGGCACUGGUGUCUGUGAGGGUCUUCUACCAGCGCUGCCCUGACACCCAGCAUGGCCUGGCUCACUUCCCUGGCACACUCCCAGGCCCAGGCGGGCUCGUAGAGGUGGAGGGCACCUGUGUGGCCAAUGCCCAGGCCGGCCCCUCCGGGGCUCCCCGCUUGCACUGCAGCCCGGAUGGCGAGUGGCUAGUGCCCGUGGGACAGUGCCGGUGUCAGCUAGGCUUCCAGGAGGACCCUGGGGGAGCAGGCUGUACAGCCUGUCCCCAAGACUCCUACCGGGCUGACGUGGACACUGCCCACUGCCUCAAGUGUCCCCAGCACAGCUCAGCCGCAGUGGAGGGGGCCACCAUCUGCACCUGUGAGACUGGCUACUACCGAGCCCCUGGGGAGGGCCCCCAGGUGGCCUGCACAGGGCCCCCGUCAGCCCCCCAAGACCUGACCUUUGCUAUGUCGGGGAUGCAGCUCUCACUGCGCUGGGAACCCCCAGCAGACCUGGGGGGCCGCCAGGACAUCAGGUACAGUGUGAGGUGCUCCCGGUGCCCUGGGAUGGGCCAGGAUGGGGGCCCCUGCCAGCCCUGUGGGGGCGACGUGCGCUUCUCCCCAGGGGCCAGCGGGCUCCCCCGGCCAGCAGUGCGCAUCGACGGCCUCCAGCCCUCUACCAACUACACCUUUGAGGUCGUGGCCCAGAAUGGGGUGUCGGGGCUGAGCACCUCCAGGCCUGCCAGCGCCAUGCUCGGUAUCAGCAUGGAUCGCACAGAGCCACUGGCCGCCCUGUCCCUGCAUCUGAUACGAAAAUCGCCACGCCAGCUGGAGCUGGCCUGGGCGGGGGCUGAAGCUCGCAGCCCGGGGGGCAACCUCACCUACGAGCUGCACGUGCUGAACCAGGACGAAGAGCGUCACCAGACAGUUCUGGAGCCCAGAGUGCUGCUGACCGAGCUGCAGCCGGACACCACGUACAUCGUCCGAGUGCGCAUGAUGACCCCGCAGGGCCCCGGCCCCUUCUCCCCCAGCCACGAGUUCCGGACCAGCCCCUCCGCUUCCAGGGCCCUGACAGGAGGGGAGAUUGUAGCCGUCAUCUUCGGACUCCUGCUGGGCGUGGCGCUGCUGCUGGGAAUCCUUGUCUUCCAGUCCAGGAGAGCCCGGCGGAGGCGGCAGCAGAGGCAGCGUGAGCGUGUCCCCGAUGCGGACCGAGAGGACAAGCUCUGGCUGAAGCCAUAUGUGGACCUCCAGGCGUAUGAUGACCCAGCCCAAGGCGCGCUGGACUUCACACAUGAGCUGGACCCGGCAGGACUGGUCGUGGACACAGUCAUCGGGGAAGGAGAGUUUGGGGAGGUCUACCGAGGCUCCCUUCGGCUCCCGAACCAGGAAUGCAGGACAGUGGCCAUCAAGACCCUGAAGGACACGUCCCCUGAUGGCCAGUGGUGGAACUUCCUACGGGAGGCAACGAUCAUGGGCCAGUUCAGCCACCCCCACAUCCUGAGGCUGGAAGGCGUGGUCACCAAGAGAAAGCCCAUCAUGAUCAUCACAGAGUACAUGGACAAGGGCGCUCUGGAUGUCUUCCUGCGGGAGCGGGAGGACCAGCUGAGCCCGGGACAGCUCACCACCAUGCUGCAGGGCAUAGCGUCCGGCAUGAGCUACCUCAGUGACCACAACUACGUCCACCGGGACCUGGCAGCCAGGAACAUCCUGGUGAGCCAGAGCCUGUGCUGCAAGGUGUCGGACUUCGGCCUCACUCGCCAGCUCGACAGCUUCGAUGGCACCUACGAAACCCAGGGUGGGAAGAUCCCCAUCCGCUGGACAGCACCUGAAGCCAUCGCCCACCGCAUCUUCACCACAGCCAGUGACGUGUGGAGCUUUGGCAUUGUGACCUGGGAGGUGCUGAGCUUUGGGGACAAGCCAUAUGGUGACAUGAGCAAUCAGGAGGUGAUGAAGAGCAUUGAGGAUGGCUACCGCCUGCCCCCACCCGUGGACUGCCCUGCCCCGCUCUACGAACUCAUGAAGAGCUGCUGGGCCUACGACCGUGCCUGCCGGCCCCCCUUCCACCAGAUUGACGCCCACCUGGAACAGCUGCUGGCCAACCCCCACGCACUCCGCACUGUCGCCAACUUUGACCCCAGGGUGACCCUCCGCUUGCCCAGCUUGAGUGGCUCCGAUGGGAUCCCAUACCGCAGUGUGGCCGAGUGGCUGGAAUCAAUCCGCAUGAAACGCUACAUCCUGCACUUCCGGUCGGCAGGCCUGGACACCAUGGAGUGUGUGCUGGAGCUGACCACUGAGGACCUGACUCAGAUGGGCAUCACGCUGCCCGGCCACCAGAAGCGGAUCCUUUGCAGUAUUCAGGGGUUCAAGGACUAA